Molecule: messenger RNA, 7318 nt
Organism: Cuculus canorus (common cuckoo)
Lineage: Eukaryota; Metazoa; Chordata; Aves; Cuculiformes; Cuculidae
Gene: ARID5B
Product: AT-rich interaction domain 5B
Exons: 10
Coding region: 133-3690 (1185 amino acids)
Biological process (GO): regulation of transcription by RNA polymerase II
Cellular component (GO): nucleus
Molecular function (GO): transcription cis-regulatory region binding
Source: RefSeq, a predicted model, not a curated record
GAGCGGCGGCCGGGGCGGCGGCGUCGGGGGGCGGCGAGCGGCGGGUCCGGCUUUGCCCUGCCAGGACCUGCCGGGUUCCAUUCACGCCAACAAGUUUGGGAGAAUGUUGAGUUCAAUCACGCCGGAGCCGCGAUGGAGCGCAGCGCACUGCAGUGGGUCGGCGCCCCGUGCGGCUCGCACGGCCCCUACGUGUUCUACAGGGCGUUCCGCUUCCAGCGCCGCGGCGGCGGCCGGGCGCGGGUCCUCUCCCUCGGAGACUUCUUCUUCGUGCGGUGCCGCGCGGAGGAGCCCGCCUGCAUCGCGGAGCUGCAGCUGCUCUGGGAGGAGCGCACCAGCCGGCAACUUCUUUCCAGCGCCAAACUUUAUUUUCUCCCCGAGGACACCCCCCAGGGCAGGACCAGUGACCAUGGCGAGGAUGAAGUUAUUGCUGUUUCAGAGAAAGUUACUGUGAAGCUUGAGGACUUGGCAAAAUGGGCACAGUCCGACUUCUCCAAGUGGAAGUGUGGUUUCCGGGCUGAGCCAGUCAAGCCGAUAGAUGUGGGCAAGAAUGGACAGAAGGAGGCUUUGAUGAGAUACAGACAAUCCACGCUCAACAGCGGCUUGAACUUCAAAGACAUCCUGAAGGAAAAGGCUGACCUUGGUGAGGAUGAUGAAGAUUCAAACCUGCUAAUUCUCAGCUACCCACAGUACUGUCGAUAUCGUUCCAUGUUAAAGCGCAUUCAGGACAAGCCUUCUUCAAUAUUAACAGAUCAGUUUGUUUUAGCCCUGGGAGGCAUUGCAGUAACAAGCAAGAACCCCCAAAUCUUCUACUGUCGGGAUACAUUUGAUCAUCCAACUCUAAUAGAAAAUGAAAGUAUAUGUGAUGAGUUUGCGCCAAAUCUUAAAGGCAGACCACGCAAAAAGAAGCCUUGCCCACAGAGAAGAGAUUCAUUAAAUGGCAUUAAGGAUUCCAACAAUAAUUCUGAAAGCAAAGCUGUUGCCAAGGUAAAAUGUGAGGCUAAGUCAGCUUUGCCCAAACCCAAGAGUAACAACAGCAACUGUAAAAAAGGCUCAAGUGAGGAUAAAUCAAAGAUUGCCAUAGGUGAAGAAUGCAGAGCUGAUGAGCAGGCUUUCCUUGUGGCUCUCUAUAAAUAUAUGAAAGAAAGGAAAACACCAAUUGAACGAAUACCCUAUUUAGGUUUUAAGCAGAUUAACCUUUGGACUAUGUUUCAAGCUGCUCAAAAACUGGGAGGAUAUGAAACAAUAACAGCCCGUCGACAAUGGAAACAUAUUUAUGAUGAAUUAGGUGGUAACCCUGGAAGCACAAGUGCUGCUACAUGUACUCGCAGACAUUAUGAAAGAUUAAUCCUGCCGUAUGAAAGAUUUAUUAAAGGAGAGGAAGAUAAGCCACUGCCUCCAGUGAAACCUCGAAAACAGGAUAACAGUUCCCAGGAGGGUGAAGUGAAAACAAAAGUGUCUGGAACAAAACGCAUCAAAAAUGAAAACCAAAAGAGCAAGAAGGAAAAAGAUAAUGCACAGAAACCCCAAGAUGCAUCUGAGGUUUCAUCAGAACAAGAGAAGGAUCAAGAAUCAGCAGACCAGAAAAAUUUCCCUGAACAUCCUGCAGUGGGAGAUAUAAAACAACCCGUGCAAGGCCCUCCAUCUCUUUUACCAGAGGCAACUCGGCCACUGCCUCUGGAAAAGACAGACUUGACAGAAAACAGCACGAACAGUGAGAAGGCCAAGGAGGAGGUUCAGCACUCGUCCUCUUUUUCAAGUAUAUCCAUGCCCCCAGAAGAAGACAUAGUGCUGGAUGCCACCAUCACGAAACGAUUACAACCCCCAGCAGAUGUCCUAGAAGACACAAAGCCUGAACAAAAACUCCAGAAAGGUUUUACUGAGAGUUUAGAAAGCGAACCCCCAGAAAUGCCCUUCACGGCUUUUCCAGUCCCACUACCUACUCAGAGCGACAUGGAAGAUGACAAAUUGCCGGAGAUGGCCGAUUACAUCGCAAACUGCACAGUGAAAGUGGACCAGCUGGGAAACGAAGAUAUCCACAACGCACUAAAGCAAACGCCCAAAGUACUGGUAGUCCAGAACUUCGACAUGUUUAAGGAAAAGGAGCUGCACGGGUCCAUGAACGAUGACUCCACUUUUGGUUACACACCACUGCUCUACUCAAAGGGUAAUCCAGGCAUCAUGUCACCCCUGGCAAAGAAGAAGCUGCUGUCACAGGUCAGUGGUGCAGCCCUGUCAUGUAGCUAUCCUUACGGUUCUCCUCCCCCUUUGAUCAGCAAAAAGAAGCUGAACAGCAGAGACGAACUGUCCUCAAGCAUAUCGCAAGGUCCCCAUGCCCCUAAUUCUGAUCCUGUAGCAAUUAAUAGGCCCUCAGUCAUACAACACGUACAGAGUUUUAAAACCAAGGAAGACAGGAAAUCAAUUAAUGAUGUUUUUAAACAUGACUUGCUAUGUAAACCGGAUCCUCAGCGCUGUGAUUUUUCAAAACAUCACCUCAGUUCUCUUGCCGAGUCGUACGUACCGAAGACAGAUAUCCAGGACUGCAAAGAUAAAAUGAGUGAGAAAAGGGCACUGCAGCACUCCCAUGUGCCCACUUUCUUGGCAGAUUUUUAUUCAUCACCUCAUCUGCACAGCCUUUAUAGGCACACAGAACACCACCUUAAUAAUGAACAGACAUCAAAGUACCUCCCCCGGGACAUGUUCAGAGAGUCUGAAAAUAUUUCUACUUUUACUCAACACAAACACCAAGAAAAACUAAAUUUAAAUUAUCGCCCAUCUUUGCAUCAGCAAGAAAAAAAGGCAGCAGUGGAGGCCUCUUCAGAUGAUCAGCCAACAGAUUUGAGUCUUCCAAAGAGCAUACACAAACAGACUGCAAAAGCUCCAGGCUCCAGGCACCCUCAUUCAUCCAUGGCCCAGCAAGAAGGCAAAGGUAUCUCCCCGUUCCAGGCAGCGAGCAGCCAGGCAGUGAGCCUAGACUGUAACCCCAAAGCUUGCCGUGUGUCACCCAUGGCCAUGACUGCCCCGAAAAAACACAGCGAGUUGCUCCAUAGAUCUGGGAAGCAGCACACCCAGAGGCUGGAGAAUCUGAGGAAGAUGGAGGGCAUGGUGCAUCCUAUCAUCAGCCGCAGAACAAGCCCUCAAAACGUGGGGACCGCUCGGCCUUUGAAGAGGAGCCUGGAAGAUUUGGACAAAGUCAUUUCAGAAAAAAAAAUCCGAGCUGUCUCUCCUCUGCACUUACCAAAGGAGACUCCAGUGAAAGACAAGGUUCCCGACCCAGAAGGGGAAGGCAGCAAGCCGGUGCAUGGUCUCCAUUCUGGCAGCAUGCUGGAAAGCCACAAAUUUCCGCUUUCGGCCCCCAUCUUCCCAGGCUUGUAUCCGGGAAGCCUGUGCACAGGGUUGAACAAUCGCCUCCCACCCGGGUAUUCUCAUCCCCUGCAGUACUUGAAAAAUCAGACUGUGCUCUCCCCACUAAUGCAGCCUUUGGCUCUUCACUCCUUCAUGGUGCAGAGACAAUUCCUCACAUCCCCUGCAAACUCUCAGCAACUGUACAGACACUUAGCUGCAGCAACACCUGUAGGAAGUUCCUACGGUGACCUUUUGCAUAACAGCAUUUAUCCUCUAGCUGCUAUAAACCCUCAAGCCGCGUUCCCACCUUCCCAGCUGUCCUCUGUACAUCCCAGCACAAAACUGUAAACUCCCUCGCUCACAAAAAAACAGUCUGAGGAGAAAAGUUGUUAGCGACAUUCCUCCCCCUGCGACGAUGUCUUGCAGAUUUCACAAUCUGUAUUUUUGUCAAGCAGGACACAGUCAUACCGCGCCCAGCGGAGCGCUUCAGAGUUCGGAGACAGGACUGCUUCUUUAGUUCUGGGUCCCACAUCAGCCCCCUCGCCCUCUGUCCCUGCCCCUGCAAAAAAAGAAACAAAAAAAAAAAAACAACAAAAAAAAAAACAAAAGAAAGAAAAAAAUCAUUGGAUUUUGCGUAUGUGUUUUAUGAAAGGACCUUGUAUAUGGUUAAGAGCAGAUGUUCAAAGGGAGCCAUGGAAAUGCUGGCCCAGUCCUGAGCUCACUGAAAUCCCAGAUGAGGGCUGCGUUUGCCUUUCACUGAGCCGAGGACCAGAGGCCGUGCGUUGUUGCAAAUGAGUCAAGGACUCAAGAUGAACCUGGAAAGGAGAAGCAGGCCAAGAAUCUGUACAAUCAGUGGAUGUGCUUUUUUCGGUAACUUUUCCUGACUUUUAAAGAUUCAAUCAAUGCAAUGUAUAGUAAAAUGGCAAUAGAUUUUUCAUUUUAACACUAUUAGAACAGAAGGGUAAACACUGUUUAUUUGACUGUACAUAUCCACUUCGUAAACUACCAGUGUCACAUUUGGUCACAAUAAUUUAUAUAGUUUUGUUUGUCCAGUAUAUUCUGUGCUCUUUAUGUUUGGGGUUUUUUUUUGUUUUGGGUUUCUUUUUUUUUUAAAUUAAACAGUAUCAUUUUAUCCGCAACUUUUUUUAAAGGCUGUGGCUGUCCUAUUUUUUUUUUUAUGUGUUUGUAAUUUUUCCAAUUUCUUUAUACUUUUGAUCAGAGUUUUCGUUUCGUUUUUGUGGUAACGUUUACUGUUUACAAACUGAAGCAACUGGUUCAGAUUAUUCUUAAUGGUUAUAAACAUACUGUAGGUGAUGUUUUGGUGCAAGGAUGCAAACAAGGUUCCCUUCCCUGGGGUCGGUCUGCCCCUGCAAGGUGCUGAGCACCUCUCGCCCUUCUCCUGUUGUUGCAAUGGCUCCUACGCCGCUUCUCCCCUCCCACUGAGCUUUGCUUUCCCGUAUUGUGGUCCGUGAAUUUGUCAAGCAUUGUUACCUACCUAGGCUGUGAAACCCUCCUGCCUACCAGAGAAAUGGUCUAGAAAACAAAACCUCCAUGGCACAAGAUGCUGGAUGACAAAGGAGUACAGAAAAUGGAUUUGUGGUUUGCAGAAAUGUUGAGGAUUUCAGAAAUUAGGACAGGAGCCAAUGUUGAUUUGGAUCAGAGGCUUACGGGUCCUGUGCCUCACAGGCAGGCUGGGCUCGGUGGGAUAGGUAGGGGGUUGUGUGCAGCCGUUGAGAUGGUCCUUCCACACCCCCAUGGAGACCUCAGCUUCUCCCUGGGCAUCUUUUUGCAAGGGGAAAGCCCAGGCAAGGGAAGGCUGGGGUUUCCUAGCAAGAGAGCUUCCCCAUGGGUGUAUAUUCACUUUGCAGAACAUCACCACUACACAGCUGAGCAUAGACAUUGAUAAAGUGAAGCAAAACUUGGAAGCUUUUUACAAUGUGAAAAUUGGUUGUGAUUCAAACCAUCUCAGUUACUGUUCAAAGACAGCGUAAUCGAUAUGAAAAGAAAAAUGGAAACUCCUAAGAAACACUUUGCAUGCUAGGCAUGUCAUUAAAUUUUCCCGUGGUAUGAAGCCAAAUACAAUAUAUAAUGUAUCAUACUUAAUAUCCAAAGGUGGAAACCAGAAUAAUAUACUCGUCUACUGUUAAAGAUCCAGCUUCUUCAAUUAAAUACUUUAUAUUCCUGUGGUAAAGCUAUAUUUAAUUGAUUGAUAAACAGACUAGUAGAACUUAGAACAUGGAUGUGCCAGUAUGGAGGACAUCUCUAGUAAAGUUGCACUAGAUCUGAAUCACAUGAGAAUCAGGGGUGUGGGGAUGGGGAGGAGUGGGUGGGGGGAAGGGGAGAGAGUAUAGAAAUCUACAGCAAACAGAAGCUUGUCGUGUGUUUGGCGAAGCAAAUGCUUCUCUUUCUUGUUCCAGUUAAGUCGUGUGUCCUGGAGUCGUGCGUUUACACAGUGUCUGUUUUCCCUUUUGGUUACAUCCCGUGGGAGUUCGAUGGUCGCCUUUUUGGAGCCGUUGAGAGGCAGCAUGGGUCUAGGGGACAGGGAGAGGGGAGGAAGCCUCCUCGCUUGCCCCAUGAGGAAACUCUGGCUGCUGGCUGGGGAAGCUCAUAAUAUACUGGGCAGAACAUCAGGGCAAAGGAAAAGAACUGGUAGUAUAAAACCCCAACAGAAGCCAUGCAUUAUUUGUUUAAAAACUCUUGAACAGAAAUCUUGGAAAUCUUUCAAAAGACUACUGAAUUCUCCAUUGGCUGACAAGUCUUUUUCUUAAUGUCUUAAAUGGGUCUUUGUUUGCAUUGUUUGAGUUCAAGGGGCCUUAUUAUUGAAUGAAAUUGCACAAGGCUUUCUUUGUGCAAUCAAACCAUUGUUAUUGGUGGGUUUGUAAAGGAAACUGUGGAAUCUAUUUGGCAAUAGAGUCAUAAAUCUAUUUAUCAGAAUCCACUUCCAAGAAAUGUUGCAAUUCAAACGCCCUAUGUUCAGGAUUCAUUAGAGAUGCUAAAGGUUGUGAGAUUCAAAUGAGGAGGCCUGGCAGCAAACAGCUCACGUGUAGCUUCUGGCCAUACGCUGAGCUGGACUUCAUGAGGUGCUUGGGAAGUAGGGUCUGACUCCCUGUAAAAUCCCUACUCCUGGUGAGGCUGGGCGAGAACAAGCUGGUGUUUUGCAGCAGGUCUGUCUCGGAUGCGUACUGACCUGGCACGAGAAGUUUGCCUGUUGCAUUGGUGUCUAGGAAGUAGUUUGUCCCAGCUACAGCGAAGUCGGCUUGGCAGACCCUAGACGUGGUGCAGGAGGCGAGUGCUGUCCCUGCAUCCGCCAGCACCUCUGCCCUGUUCGGGGCUGCUGCCUCCGGAGACCACCGCUGGGGUCCCCUCACCGGUCCCCCACCCGGUCCCUUCCUUUGCGGUGGUCAGCGAGGUCACACUUGAGCUGAUUUUGCAGUUGUCAUUGUUUUAAUGAGCAUUGGGACUUCUUGCGCUGAUGUGAGGCUGAUGGCAUAGACAGCGCUGCAGUGAGCGCUUCCUGCCAUGUUUGCUGUACGCGUGGUUGAUAUUUCGCUCGUUCUCUUCCUCCUCCUCCCCUCUCCCCCCCAGCCCCGCAGUUUUAAAUAUGUUCUAAUAAUGGCAGCAUAAUCUACUAGCUGUUUAUACUUUUUUAACUUUCUUUUGUUGUAAAUAUUGUAUACUUUUUGUGAUUCAAGUUAUGUAGCCUAUAUGCUCUGUAAGGUGAUGAUUUGUAUAUAUAAAAAUGGCCCAGUAAUAUUAUAUAGUUUCCCAUGUAAAAGGUUAUUGAGUAACCUUUGUGUUAGUUUAAACACUACCAGAAAUAAAGCUGAGCCAACUAUAAACACUCAAUUUUUGUAUGUUUUCCAAAUUGUACUUAUUAAUGCUUUUGAUACUGUAUUAUGUGCCAAUAGUUUCCCAAUCACAUAGCAGGCAAAAGAUAUUUUGUACUUUUUGAUCCACUGUAAUAUUUAAUAAAAAA